AUGCCCAAGCGGGAUCUCUUCGCAAGCUCCUCCUCCGAGGACGAGGACGACGGGGGCGAGCUGGCGCGGCAGAUGGCAACAGCAGCAGCACGCGAGCAGCGCCGCGACCCACACGCGUACGCCCCGUUCGCUGGCUUGCGGAAGAAGGAAAAGACACUCGCCGCUGCUGCUGCUGCUGCUGUUGCUGCACGCGAAGAGGCCCUAACAAGCAGCAGCAGUGACGAUGAGGAGGAGACGAUUACCUCGCAGAAGGCUGAGGCGAAGGUGGCUUUCACGGGUAAGAAGAAGGCGGGCGGCAAGAAGAGCAGGGAAGAGGAGGUGGAGGAGGAGAAGAAGAACGAGGAUAAGGAUGGUAUUCACAUCAACAAGCAGUACGCUGCCAAGUACGAGGAGGUAAAGCGGCGCAAGGAGCUGCAGCUGCUCACGCAGAAGUACGGUGGCCGCAUCCGCCACGACAGCGAUGAGGACGAGGAGGACGAGGAAGACGAUGAGGCACUGCUGCUGACGGAGAGCAAAGAACUAUCCUUCGCCAAGGCGUUCCUUGCCAUCCGUCAGGCCGCCAAGAAGAAGCGGCAGCAGGAGGAGGUGAGCACGUCAGCACCACCAACGACCAAGGGCGGCGGGGACGCCAAGAAGAGCGACAGCAACGACGGUGAUCCGCUGGGGGCGCCGUCCGCCUUCUUCCCGCCGCCAGAGGAGCAGGAGCGGGAGAACGCGGAGGUCUUCAUGCGGGCCGUGGAGAUGAAGCGACAGCAGCGCAAGAAGUUUACCCUCGCGGAUGAGUACUCCCGCGGCGUCAUCACUGGAGUGGAGGGCAGCAUUAACGACGACGGUGACGGUCAGGCCCCGCAGGGAAACCGCCGCAUUCAGCCGCAGUCCGCGAAGGAGCGCCGACUGCGCGACUCCUUUCUUCAGAGCGUCGCGGAGAGCACCGAGACAUUUGACGUGCAGCCCGCCGCCGGCACCUCCAAUCAACAACAAGGUGGGUCGAGUGCAGCGCUGAGUGAGGCGAAGCGGUUGUUGGUGGGCGCCUUCUCUAUUCGCAACGCGGAGACCACCGCUAAUGCUCCUGAGGCAGAUGCGGAUGAGGCGGACCCCGACGAGGCUUUCCUCCGCGACUUCUUUGUGGAGGAGUUGUGGAAGCCGGAGAACGCCAAGAAGCGCAAGGCGAAGCAGAAGUCGUCCAAGACGACGGAAGCCCAGGAGUCUGGCGAUGAGGGCAGCAAUAGCGGCAGCGGCAACGGCGAUGGCGAGGAUGCGGAAGGGGACAACUACGCGGCGCUGGCGGAGCUGGCGCAGGCGGAGGCGGAUGAGCGCUUCUACGCUGACGCCGAGGUGUGGGAGCGCGAGUUCCAGGAUCGCGCGUACCGCCACCAGGAGGAGGCGGCCGAUCAUGUGCAGUCCUUCCCGCGUGCCAUUGGCGAGCAUGCGGAGGGGCUGCUGCGCAAGAGCGCCACGUCGUCGCGGAAGGAAGCACGGCUGCGGCGGCUGCAGCGCAUGGAGGAGCUACGGGCGCAGCAGGUGGCGGAGCUGCGGCGGCUGAAGACGUUGAAGCGGCAGGAGAUCGAGGCGCAGCGUUCCCUCAUCGCCUCUGUCGCCGGCAUCACAAAGAGCAGCAACAGCAGCAAGAAGAAGAAGAAGGGGAAUAAGAUGACGGCGGAGGCGGAAGAGGAUGCGGAGGUGGCGCGGCUGCAGGCGCUGUGGAGUGAGAAGGACCUCGAGGAGGACUACGACCCGCAGAAGUUCGACAAGAAGAUGGCGGAGCUCUUCGAUGACGCCUACUACAAUGAGAAGAACGUGGAUGAGGAGGAAAUGGCCUUCUUCGAAGACGAAGAGGAUGCUGGUGAGGAGGACGGUGCGAAGAGCGAAGGGGGCGAGGAAGAGGAAGAGGACGUCCCUGCGUUGUACACGGCUGGCUCGCUAGAGGAGGCCAGGGCAAUGACAGCCGCCAGCAAGAACAGAGAGGUGAAGAAGAAUGAGCUGUCGGGAAAGAAGCAGCCGCAGCAAGAGGGCCAUCACGUGGGGGGCGACGUCUUCAACGACGACGCGCUGGCGCUGCUGUACCCGUCGGCUGCGAUACGGGCGGCGGAGUCCGCCUCCUUCGAGGGCCGCCGCGAGCAGCUGGAGCACAUGAUCCAGCAGCAGCAGCAAAGGAAGGACGGCGAUGGCGACAACAGCGGCACGCUGGAGCAGCUGCAGGCGGAGCUGGCGCAGAAGGAGCAGGAGUACUGGCAGCUGCACCACGACUCCACGCUGGGCGGCGGGACGCUCAAGACGCGCUUCAAGUACCGCGAGGUUGCGCCGGAGGACUUCACGCUCUCCGUUGAGGAGAUCCUCUCGCGCGACGACCGCCAGCUCAACAUGCUUGUGCCGAUGAGCUGCUACGCCGCCUACCUCGGCACGGAGGCGAACCGGCGCGACCGUAUGAAGACACAGCGGCGGCGGCAGCAGGGCUUCCGCGAGGUGGAGCCGACGCGCAGCUCGCGCCGCUACGGCGACGUCUCCAAGACGGCGCUAGUGGACACUGGCAUGACGGAGGAGGAAGGGCGCAAGUGGGCGGAGCAGGUGCACGGGGGUCUCCGCCGCCUCCGCGAGGCUGUCGGCGGCGACGAAGAUGACAACAACAACAACGACGUGGAGGCCGCUGCUGCAGCGUCACGCGAUGAGGAGCAACAGCGUGGCGUGCCGUACAAGAAGAGGCCACGCCAUGAAGGGGACGGGAGGGGCGGGCUGCAGCACCGUGGCGAGCACCAGCAGCAGCGGUACGAGCGCGGUGGCAUGCGCGGAAGGGGGCGUGGCGGCAGUCGUGGAAGAGGGCGAGGUUGA
Messenger RNA from Trypanosoma grayi, 2826 nucleotides. Its product is annotated as protein KRI1. The transcript has a single exon. Lineage: Eukaryota; Euglenozoa; Kinetoplastea; Trypanosomatida; Trypanosomatidae. The coding region runs from base 1 to 2826 and encodes 941 amino acids. Gene Ontology annotation, biological process: endonucleolytic cleavage in ITS1 to separate SSU-rRNA from 5.8S rRNA and LSU-rRNA from tricistronic rRNA transcript (SSU-rRNA, 5.8S rRNA, LSU-rRNA). Gene Ontology annotation, cellular component: 90S preribosome; nucleolus. The record is from RefSeq and is a predicted model, not a curated record.